Molecule: messenger RNA, 2007 nt
Organism: Adineta ricciae
Lineage: Eukaryota; Metazoa; Rotifera; Eurotatoria; Adinetida; Adinetidae
Source: the annotation of a GenBank genome assembly
AUGUUUGAAAAGGUGCUUUCUUUUGUUUGUUGUUGUUUUCCAACACUAACAUCAGCUCCAGUGCCGAUCAAACAUAAACGUCAUUCACAUCAUAACCACAAAACAGCUUUUACUAUACCUUGUCCUUCGUCUAAAUCCUGUUAUCUUUCUCCCAAUAUAAUUCCAUGUACACCAACAACAACGAAUUCAUCUCAACAACCUCUCUGUGAUGAAUCUACUAUCACAUCGAGUGAUGAUUCAUCGGCAUUAAUAACUGAUUCCUCAUCUCAGCGUAUACCAUUGAAUAGCUCUGCCCGCGUAUCAGCCAUGCGCGAAUUAAUCGAAACCGAACAACGCUAUGUGAAUGAUUUACGUACGGUUGCGAACGACUUUAUCAAGCCAUUAAAUAAUGAUCGAGUAUUGAAAGAUUACGAAAUCGAACAACUUUUCAGCAAUUGGUUUAAUUUAAUUGCAUGCAACACUGUUUUUCUCUCGACAUUACAAGAUCAAGUACAAUACAAGGAACAUCUACUAACAUUCGAUGAUGACGAUCAUGCUUGCAUUCGAACACCACGUUCAGCAUCAAUGUCGAAUAUAGCACGAUUUGCUAAUGCACCAGUGAAGCUCUUUGUGGAUGCUGAACUGUCUCAUCGAUCAUCAACACUAGAACGCCUAGAUGAUAACAUUGUUCCUCAAUCGUCAUCAUCAUCGCAUUUUUCAUCUCAGAUGAUAAUUAAUGAAUCGACACGCAUCGGCGAAAUUCUCUGCUCAUAUCUACCAUACAUGGCUGAUUCUUAUUUCCAAUACUGUAAUUGUCGUCGACAAGCUGAUAAAUAUUUGCAAUCGAAAAUAAGUGUAAACAAACAAUUCCGUUCGUAUUUGAAAAUCUUCCAAAACAAAACCGGUGGUUUAUCAUUAAAUGGUUUUCUAACAAAGCCGAUUCAACGUGUGACACGUUAUCCAUUAUUAAUCGAGAAAAUCCUUAAACAUACAAAUCCUAAUCAUCCCGACUAUCAAUUCAUUCAACAAGCAUAUGAAUGUGCACGUCAAUUAAACGAACGAAUCAACAAACAAAUCUGUGAACAGGAGAAUACUGUGCGUUUAGAUUGGCUACAAUGUCAUUUUAGUUUCACUACAGAUGAAGAUCCGUCCGACGGGUAUCUUUUCGAUGAACUCGUGAAAUUUAAUGAGCAUACGAAAUUCCAUACACAACGUCAGCUACUUCUCCAUGGUUUUAUGACGAAGAUGCCCAGCGGAAAAGAACUAUUAGUGUUCUUAUUCAAUGAUUUUCUUCUUUUUUCCACUGCUAAAACGUCUUUGAACAAUUGGCAAUCACAAUUAUUUGAACGAAAAACAAGUUUACAAUUAAAACUAUACCGAUUACCACUAUUUCUAACUGAUAUUAUUACAGCGACUGAAUCCGUGACUGAUCAGCUAACGUUCGUGAUUGUCACAAAAAUUCAUGAAAAACCAAUUGUAUUAAAAACACAACAGACGAAUAUUCGUACGCUGUGGGUGCGAGCCAUCAGUAAUGCCGCCGAAGAACUCCGAAGAAUUGAAAAAUUACUGAGCACGAACAAAUCGUUGUUAGCUAUUGAUGACGAUAAUGAAUAUGAAACGAAACCUGCUGUGGCUCGUCUGAUUUUAGUUGUACAAGAAGCUCAUGACUUAAUGCCAUCGAUUCCAACGCUCGAACGGCUUCGCACAGUUAAUCCUUAUUGUGAGGUAACGGUUGGUUCGUUAACAUUGAAAACACCAUUUGUCAAACGAACAGCGAAUCCAGAAUGGAAUAUUCCAAUGCAAUUUCUUCUUCAUAAUCUUGCUGAAGAUACUAUUUGCAUUAAUCUGUAUGACAAUAAAUAUUUUUCGCCCGAUGAUAAUAUUGGUUCAGCAUCAGUACGCUUAUCAGCUAUAUUGCCCUGUUCACUCGAUAAAUUUCUUACUCAGCCGCCUACUGCAUUUACACAAACAAUUCAUCUAAAUAAUGGCUCAUCAUUAAUGAUCAAAUGCCUUGUCCAAUUUUUUUAG